Alternaria ethzedia is the source of this 291-nucleotide messenger RNA. RefSeq lists its product as uncharacterized. The annotation marks the transcript as partial. The transcript has a single exon. The record is from RefSeq and is a predicted model, not a curated record. NCBI's taxonomy places the organism in Eukaryota, Fungi, Ascomycota, Dothideomycetes, Pleosporales, Pleosporaceae.
GACAGCCGGCUUCGCUCACGACACAAGGUCUACCAUCAAGCUAGCAACGUAGCGGAUGUAGAACAUUCCGACGAGUCGGAGUACGAUCCUAAUGAUGAUGUCGAGCCCGAGAAAGACAAUCUACGCGAUAACAGCAACUUCAACAUGAACAGUUUCAUUAAUGCUCUUCCGCAUUUGGGUCGGGGAGACCCUUUUUACGGGACCCAUCUUGAACCGAGUGACUUCAAGCCUCCUCCUCCUCCCAAAAUACGCCGGCCGGCGUGGGAAGAACAUCUACUGUGGAACGAAUAA